Molecule: messenger RNA, 2105 nt
Organism: Hevea brasiliensis (rubber tree)
Lineage: Eukaryota; Viridiplantae; Streptophyta; Magnoliopsida; Malpighiales; Euphorbiaceae
Product: transcription factor bHLH123-like
Exons: 7
Coding region: 262-1608 (448 amino acids)
Biological process (GO): regulation of transcription by RNA polymerase II
Cellular component (GO): nucleus
Molecular function (GO): DNA-binding transcription factor activity, RNA polymerase II-specific; RNA polymerase II cis-regulatory region sequence-specific DNA binding; protein dimerization activity
Source: RefSeq, a predicted model, not a curated record
CAACCACCAGGAGCAUUCCGGUUACUCCAGAGAGAGAGACCCAAUCGCUUCUUUACUCGCUAUAAAUAGCCUUAAGAUGCAGCGAACUGUUUUCUAUAAUUUUAUGUAACCACAAAAAGGAAGGAAAAGCUCAGACAAACCAAGCAAUUCAAGGUAUUGUCAAACAAAAACCCAAGAUUCUUACGGCAUUAGCCGCACAAAGCCUCCAACAUAGCAACUAUAAAGCAGCAGCACCGGCAGCUUCAGCUUUGACUUUUAGCCAUGGCUGAUGAGUUCAAUACUACCACAAACUGGUGGGAUUCUUCUAGGAACAGGUUUGAUAGCGGCUCUUCUUCUUCAUCUUCAGGGCUUAAUAGUUUAGGCAGCUUUGCUUGGCCAUCGGAAGUGGUGAAUGUCAAAGGAAGACCUUCUAUUGAGUCUGCUUCUGUCUCAGGUAGUUCUGCAGUUUUUCAUGAUACCCAGAAGCUGCAACAAGGCCAAGAUUCUAGUGCUGACUUGCAUAUGAUGGGUUUAGGACUCUCUUCCCAGGCCAUGGAUUGGAACCCAGCUUUACUUCGCAGUGAUAAGGCUGAAAGCGGCAUCCGUUCGAUGCUGCAAGAGAACUUGAAUUCGAGCGCGAGUUAUCAGCAUGCAACUGGGAUUGGAUCAUCUCAAGUUCAGUGGAGAGAGAGAAUGUUUAGUGGGGUUAGUAGUCAUUCUUCGAUGAACGAGUUUAAGCAAAUGAACCGGGGUGUUUUAGAUCAACCGCAGUUUAGUCCUCAUGGGAGCUCUAGUGAUAGCACUGUGACAUGUCAAGGCUUGCAAUCAUCUAGUUUCCAAAUGGAUUCAACAGCUAUCUAUGGAAGCCCUUCAACGAUGUUGCAAGGCCUGCUUGGAUCUGAUAAUCAACCACAACAACAGUGUUCCUUCGAGAACCGAUCCAUGAGCUAUCCAUAUGGGGCAAAUUACGGAAUUACUACUAAUGAAUUGGUGCCUUCUUGGUCUACUAAGGUGCCACCGUUCUUGAGAAAUUCACCCCCUAAACAGCUUAGCCAAUUGCACUUCUCCAAUAACGCCCCCUUCUGGAAUGCAUCUGCAAGUUCCAUGAAUGACGUUCGUCCAAGCUUUUUCCCAUCGUUGCAACCGCAAUUUCCGGCAUCAAAUUUCGAAGAAAAACCUAAGCAGAAUAUAUCUGAAGUACGUGAUUCGAGUACAACAGUGAAGAAAAGUGGGAGUGAACAAGCAACAAAAAGGCCUCGAAAUGAAACACCAUCGCCCAUGCCAGCCUUUAAGGUGAGGAAAGAGAAGAUGGGGGACAGAAUCACUGCACUCCAACAAUUGGUUUCGCCUUUCGGAAAGACUGAUACAGCCUCAGUGCUUUCUGAAGCUAUUGAAUACAUCAAAUUCCUCCAUGAGCAAGUCACUGUCCUAAGCACCCCAUACUUGAAAAGUGGAGCUCCCAUACACCACCAGCAGAGUUCUGACAAGUCCAACAAGGACUCAGAAGGACAAAAACAAGAUCUUAGGAGCCGAGGACUGUGUCUGGUACCGGUUUCGAGCACAUUUCCGGUGACUCAUGAGACAACAGUUGAUUUUUGGACUCCUACAUUCGGAGGAACUUUCAGAUAGAAAGAAAGGUAAAUGGGUGAAAUUGCGGAACAGAUUCUACACAAGUAGCAGCAGCAGGUGUACCUGAUCUUAUCGAAAAACCUAGCCAAGUUGGGAAUGAUAAGAUCAUCAGCAAUGAUAAAAGAAGAGGAAAAACACACAAACACAGAGAUAUACUGUCAAAGUCCAGGAAUUGAAGGAAAUAUGUAGAGAGAAAUUGUGAAAGAGAAAGAAAAGGAAAUGACCCUUACAAAGGUACAUGCCCAGUGUUUGGCCAGCUAGAGGCAAAUUGAUGUAGGUUGGCCAAUAUAGGGACCAUUUGGAAGCAAAUUAAUUGUUGUAAUAAUUGAAGAAUUAUAUAUAUGUUUAGGAAUGAGAAUAUAUAUAAAGAUUAAUAUAGAUGCUAAUUAAUUUUAGGGAAUUAUAUUAAAGCAUGUUAAUGUAGGUUUCUUUAAUUAAUUUAAUAGACAAACAUUUAAUUUUAUUUGUUAAUUGAUUAGAACUGUUAUCAUUUAGCU